AUGGGUUUAGUUCUUAGUUGAUUUCAUUCAGAAAUGACGCAAAAUUUGUAAAAAACUUUUAUUUUUUCAAAAUCGCUAUAUGUUCAUGUAUUUUUCUCCGCUACCGUUGUAUAUAAGCUGCAUAUUUUCAUUUUGUAGUUAAUUUAUUAUUCCUAGUAUUACGGCUUGACGUUCAUGUGUCAUGUGUGUUCCGUUCAACUGACUUCCAACCCGAGAGGCGAGAAGAGGGGGAUUUAAAAAUCGUAAACAUUCGGCGUCGGCGACACAGAUGCAGUCUGUUCUGUUGCUGUUUGCAAAUGUAACAGUACGCCAAGUAAAAGAGUGAGAAUUGCAUUCGAUGCAUCGUGCUAGAAAGUAUUAAAGCUACGACGGUAUGUAGACAUUAUCCUUCAAUGCUUAGCCUACUUUGAAGACUGAUAAUUCAAAAACUCACACUGAAUGUAAAUAUUCCUGCAUAAGAACGCGUAAAAUUUAAUUCAUGUGAAAUUGUGACGUCUUCAAAUUUUGAGUCGCCCAAAAUGGCAAAUGAUGAAAACUCCAUUAUCAGUGAUUCUACUGUGCUUCAACAACAGUCUCCAAUAAUUUCAUGUUCAAUUACUCUGGAUAUCCUUGAUAUGAAUGGCACCACAAAAAAGUCAACAACUUAUAAAGCUGUGAAACUUUUGCUUGGCAGGAAUCAGUUCAGAGAUCUCCUUCUUCAGUGCAAUUGUGGAUCUACAGUAUUGAAGUUUCAACUGCAAGAUUUCUUACUGCACAAGAGAUUCAUUAAAGAUGGCAAAGCAACAAUUGAUCUCAAAGCUGAAAAAACCAGAAUCAUGAUAUUCAAUGCACCUCCAAACAUUCUUCUUGUGUUUUUGAAAACUUUAAUGGCAAAGAAAGUUGCUGGCUCUGACAAGGAAAAUAAACCUAUAGGGCUUGCUGCUAUCAGAGAAAGAUUGCUUUCUACUUUACCUAAUUCUUUUGAUGAAAUUAGUCCUCUUACUGUAAAGGAAUACCAGACAAUACGUCAGGGUGGCACCACUGCCCAACAACAGCGAGCUGCAAACACAGCACCCUUCUCAUCUCCCCUUUCAAGCAAAAGGAAAAGGAAUUCAACGCAGAAUGACAGCCCAAAGUCAAUAGCCAAGCGCUCUCCACUUGUGCCUAGGCCCCCUCCUGCCAUUCUGCUCAGCAUUGAACAGAAGAAAGUGCUUCAUGCAGUUAAGGAAGGAUUCAAUGUAUUUUUUACAGGAAGUGCUGGCACAGGAAAGAGCUUUCUCCUGAAAAAAGUCAUUGGCAUGCUGCCACCUGAUGCCACUGCUGUCACUGCCAGCACCGGGGUGGCUGCCUGUCACUUGGGAGGCACAACCCUGCACAGUUUUGCAGGUAUAGGCAGUGGUGAGGCGACGCUGGAGCAAUGCAUUGCGCAAGCGCGUAAACCUGCAGUGCUCAGGAACUGGCGGCUCUGCCAACACCUUGUUGUCGAUGAGAUCUCCAUGGUAGAUGGGAAAUAUUUCCAGAAACUGGAGGCCGUUGCCCGGGCGGUCCGGAAUUCAGACAAGCCCUUCGGCGGCAUCCAGUUGAUCGUGUGUGGGGACUUCCUGCAGCUGCCGCCGGUCUCUCGUACAAACACCGCCACAUUUUCCUUCCAAACGAGCGCCUGGCGGAGCUCCAUUCAACGCACCAUUGAGCUCACUGCUGUGAGGCGUCAAGACGACCAAGUCUUUAUUGAUCUGCUCCAGGAAAUCAGGAUGGGAAGAUGCAGCGAGACGCACGCAGCACUGCUGCGAAACACUGCCGAGAACAAGCUGAGUCGGGACGGCAUCCUGGCUACCAAACUGUGUACCCACAAAGAGGAUGUGUCGCAUAUCAACAAGCGACACCUUGAACAGCUCCCCGGCCAAACCAAACUAUUCACCGCCACCGACACUGAGGGUUACACUAAGAUGCUUGACAUCCAGACUCCCGUCCCUAAAUUGCUCCAACUCAAGGUGGGUGCUCAAGUGAUGCUCCUGAAGAAUUUGUCAGUAGCAGAGGGCUUAGUGAACGGAUCACGGGGCAUCGUGCAGAGCUUUGCUGCUAGUGGGUUUCCUGUGGUGAAGUUUGCGUGCGGUGUGCGACGUGAAGUUGGCGAGGAGCGCUGGCAGGUACGAGGCGGGGGCGGCAGCUUGCAUGUCACCAGGAGACAACUGCCUCUCAAGCUCGCUUGGGCCUUCUCCAUUCAUAAAUCACAGGGCAUGACCCUGGAUCUCGUCGAAAUGUCGCUCUCGCGAGUUUUUGAGGCGGGCCAGGCUUACGUAGCGCUCUCCAGAGCUCGUAACCUCGCUGGACUGCGUGUGCUCGACUUUUCCCCAUCGUGCAUUAAAGCAAAUCCUACAGUGCUGAAAUUUUACCGAGCGCUGCAAGAACACUGAGGCGUGCAUCGCAUGCAGUUGUGGUGCUUCAAAGUGAGCGUUGCUGAGAACAAUGAAAAUACGCGUCAAAAUAAUGAAACUGAGAACUGAAUUUUUAGACUGUGGAUAAUAACGCACAUCCUAUGGCAUGGAAUUCUUAGGUUUACAUAUUUAAUUUUAGAGUUAGUGCAUGUGUAGUUUAAUUAAUUAUUGAAUUAGAAAAUUGUCGAGUCAGGUCACGUCAGCGAUUUUGCCCCUCUUCAUGUGAUUUCAAACAGAUUUAUUAGAAUUGCUAAUUUUCAAAAAUAGGAGCAGUAGCCAAUGCAUAGAAUACAAUUUAAAAAGGCCUGGAGCCUGAGCAAAAAAUGACGUGGCGAGUCACAUUUUUGUGCUCGUUCCAAAUCAAAAUUUGGAAAUUUUACUCGCAGAAUGUGUGCAGAUUAGAACAUAUUAGCGUUAAUGUAUGUUAUAAGAAGAGUUUUCACUGUAAUUGAUCGCCCUAAUAAUUGCACAUUUUCCAGUAGAUAAUAAACCAUACAUCGUUUCGGUAAAGACCGAUUUACAAAUGGUAAAACGUAUGCUACAUGUAUGUUAGUACUGGUUUUAUGCGAUGUCGGAAAAGCUGGCAUAAAAAUAUUAUCUAUUCAACACCUC
This is a messenger RNA of Hyalella azteca, 3026 nucleotides long. RefSeq names its product ATP-dependent DNA helicase PIF1 (gene Pif1). Lineage: Eukaryota; Metazoa; Arthropoda; Malacostraca; Amphipoda; Hyalellidae. Bases 519 to 2393 code for a protein of 624 amino acids. The record is from RefSeq and is a predicted model, not a curated record. Gene Ontology annotation, molecular function: DNA helicase activity. Gene Ontology annotation, biological process: DNA repair; telomere maintenance. The transcript has 12 exons.